CGAUUUCAGCAAAAGGGGGACUGAGUGGGUAGAUUAAGAAGACACCGAAGUGAAAUGUUUACCCUUCUCUGAAUACAAGUUUCAUCGCCAUCUAUAUUUGGGUCUUGCAUGCAAUGACAGGCAGGCAAAUGACAGGGCGAGGAGUCGGUCGACUCUCACAGGAAGGAUCCGUGUAAAUAGUGUGCCGUUUAGUUCGGGAUCUGUUCUCCACAUCCCUGCCCACUUUACUAGGUUGAGGUAAUGGCGGUUCAGAAUAGAGGGAAAAGCUUUCUGAAGAGUCGUUUUAAACGCAGGGAGUCAUUCUGCUGCUUUAAUUUCUGGUUCUGGAAACCUAAACUCCGUCUCCAGCCACCCUUCACAGCCCCUCUCAUUUUGUUUUUACAGGUAGUCCUGCAGAUUUGUGGAGUUCCUGAGGGUGGCUACCUGAGGAACCAUGGGAGUUGGGAGACAUUUUUCUUACUUAUCUCCUGAUUGUUGAAAAGGAGAUGUUAGGACCUGAAUUGGUGUGACUUUUCUGCAGCUACAGGACUGUUCUUUGGUGUGAAGGAUAGCGUCUCCGGAGGGCCCCUGCUCUGAGGGGCGGCUGGCAUAGGUGGUGAAUGAGGUUUGUUUCUUCAUAGGUUCCUGUAGAAAUCUGUAGGUAGCUGUUCACUUUGAAUUUAAUUAAGAAAGAGAACGAAGACAAUUCAUUUGGAUCCAAGGUCUGCCUGCGGUUUCAGCUGUAGGGCUUAUCGACGCUGGAAGCAAGGAAGGAGAAAAUUAUACCAGUUCAAUGCAGAUCUAUCUCCAGCGGUGGCCGUGGUGGCCUUGGAGUGGUGGAAGAUGAUCGCUUUCAACAGGUCUCCACUCGGAACCAUCAUCUUGCUCAGCCUGAGCACCUCUGCCCUCUGUCUGUGUCAUUGACAGGCUGCGUGUUUGGAAAGGACCGUGAGGCUGCUGAACUGACAAUUGGCUCUGCCUCUUGCUACAGAGUUUUUCUCUGACCCAGUGAGAGUGUCAAGACACGGACCUGGGACACGUUGAGAACCAAGGCCAAGGCUGUCUAUAUAACUGGGUUUCGGCCAUGACUAGGAGUAGAAAUAAGGCCAGAACUGCAAAAAAGGCUGGUAUAAAAGCUGAAGCGAAGAGGGAGGUUGCUGACGUAGGCAGGCCUGUAGCCAAGACCCAGGCCAAAGCAGUAGCCAAGGCAGGGUCUCCGGCAGAUGCAGUGGCAGACAUGAAGGCAGUGUCUAAGAACAAGAUUGCUAUCAGUCCCAAAGCUGAAGACAAGGCUACUAGAGUAUCUCGGUUUUGUUCUGUGGCUGAGGCUAGUGCUGGGUCCAGGUCCGUGUAUAAAGAUGAGGCUGGUAUUGAUGCCUGGUUCUGGGCUGGGGACGAGACCAGUGUUGGUUCCUGGUUCUGGAAUGGAGAAGAGACUGGCGAUCGUUCCAGUGCUAAGGAUGAAGGUCAAGCUGAUACUGGUCCCCCGGCCUGUGCUGGGAAGUCGGAGCCUGUGUUGGCUGGGCCUAGCUGCAAGGCUAGGCCAGGGGCGGAGGAGGAGGUGGAGGAGGAAGAGAACGUUAUUGGGAACUGGUUUUGGGAUGGAGAUGAAACUAGUUUUGACUCUAGUCCUCGACCUGUGAGUAGGAUAGUUAGGCCCCAGCCUGUGGAUGAAAUUAACGAAAAAAAUAGGCCCAAGGACUGGUCUGAGGUAACUAUCUGGCCCAAAGCUCCUGCCGUCACCCCAGCAGUGUUAGGAUUUAGAUCCCGAGUCCCCUCUGAGGCAAGGCCUCCUUCAUACAUUGUUCUGGCCUCAGCCGAGGAAAAUACUCAUUCUUUGCCUGUGGCAACAGCAUGUUCUGGGAGCACUCCCUCAUGCUCACAGCCUAGCCCUGAGUACCCCUUUGGUUCCGACCCUUGUAUUGAGACCAUAGAGGAGAUCAGACGCCAGAUCAGGAUCAGGGAGGCGAAUGGGAUUAAGCCAUUUGCUUGCCCUUGCAAAAUGGAAUGCUACAUGAAUUCUGAGGAAUUUGAAAAACUGGUUACCUUACUUAAGUCAACUACUGAUCCCCUCAUUCAUAAAAUAGCUCAGAUCGCAAUGGGGAUCAAUAAUGUUCAUCCGUUUGCGCAAGAGUUCAUUAAUGAGGUGGGUGUAGUCACACUUAUUGAAAGCUUGCUCAGUUUUCCUUCCUCUGAAAGGAGGAAAAAGGCCGUAAUUACCCUGAAUCCCCCUUCUGGGAAUGAAAGACAACGCAAGAUUGAAUUACAUGUUAAGCAUAUGUGUAAGGAAACCGUGUCUUUUCCCUUGAACUCACCCGGACAGCAGUCGGGAUUGAAGAUACUAGGGCAGCUGACUACUGACUCUAACCAUCACCAUAUUGUCGCCAGUUACUUUUCAGAGCUUUUUCAUUUGCUAUCCCUGGGAAAUCAUAAAACCAGAAAUCUUGUUUUGAAAGUAUUUUUGAAUUUGUCUGAAAACCCAGCUGCAGCCAGAGAUAUGAUCGAUACAAAGGCGUUAGCAGCAUUAAAACUUAUCUUUAACCAGAAAGAAGCAAAAGCCAAUCUCGUUAGUGCCGUGGCCAUAUUUAUUAACAUAAAGGAGCAUAUCAGAAAGGGCUCAAUUGUAGUUGUCGAUCGCUCAGGUUAUAAUACACUCAUGGCCAUUUUCCGUGAAGUUAAAGUGAUUAUCGAAACGAUGUAAAAUGAGCCAGAAAUAAAGAGAACACUUUGAACGAUCGCCAAACUCUAAAAGGCUGGCUGUCCUCAAAGAGCGUUGCAUAAUGUUUUGUUCAUUACAGUGUGCACAUUAUACAUUCUAUCUUUAACAGUAUUACCUGUGACGGUGUCUAGGUUUAAGCUUGGACCAUUUUUCAAAUGAAUAUCACAUCGUGAGCUGAAAACGUCUGAUUUUUAUCUCGUGUAAAGAUAAAAGGGGCGCGUUCUAACAUUUUACUUAAUGAACCAGUUUAUCCUAAGUAAGCUUACUUGUUCAUUAGUUUCUGCUUAGAUCAUUUGUGGCUUCAUAUCGCAGAAAAAGAAUAUCCUUGAACAUAUAGUGUGGUUCAAGUAAGGCAUGUGCACACUGAUGCACUACCUGCAUCAGAUAACUCAUUCUACAAUACAGAAGUGGCCCGGAGGAGUCCUAGAUAAAAUGUAAUACUCAGUUUUACAAAUUUUGUUACUACAUUUAUAACUCUUAUAUUUGUUAGACUAUUCAUUUAUGUCAGUCAUCUCACAGGAGAGAAAGGAGGUAGGUGUAGGGAGGAAAUAUUUCCUGAGUAUCUGCUCUUUUGUCAGGUACUGUGUUUACACUAUAUUUUACAGGUUUUUUUUUUCCUCCCCCCUUCUCGCAGUGGCCCUGUGAGUUAGAUACUGGGAGUUUUUUUAUUAUUAUUAUAACUCAUUAUUCCGGAUCACCUCCAAAGAGAAUUAGGUUAAAUGCUUUUUCCUAGAUCCCCAUAGCAGGCAGGUGGCAUAGCUGAUUCGUCUGAUAACCAAAACCCACUCACUAAGCUACCUUGCCGUCCUCACUUUUCUUAGGUGGUGGCCUUGGAGGCUCAGAGACUGGGUUUAAUGAUUCUCUUUGCUGUGGAUAUUGUCCCUGCCAGCCUUGCAGUUCUUUACUUCCUCCAAAUUCACACGUCCAUCGGGGAUUUGGCUUUACCUCUCUGGGAUGAGUGUAUGGAUUUGAACUGGUCGUGUCUGGAAAUAGUUGGUGCCCAAAACUAUUGAAUGUGUAAGAUGUCAAUUUGGAGUCAUCGGCAAACGAAGUUUGCUGUAUAUCCUUCCUAAAUUUUUCAAUCUGUAUGUACUCCCCCCAAAUAACAAAUCAUUCUGUACAUUGUGUCAUACAUUAUAAAAGAUAAUUGCUUUCUUCCUCCUUGCAAAAAUCAUAAAUUUUUUAUCAUUUAUAACUUAUUUCAUAUGUGUCACAUGAAAGGCCAGAAGGCUCUAUCUUUUACUUAGUAGACUAGCCCACUUCCUGCUUUUCUACCAGCUAAAACUGUACUAGAUAAACUUCAUUGGAGAAAUUUAGACCCAGAACUGCAGCCUCAUCAACACAAACCAGGAAAGCUAGCAGAGACGCUGCUGCCUCAACCAACAUGAUAGCGAUUCCUGGAAGUCUAUAUGGUUCAGCAUCCCCAGGACUUUUGGGCUAUGGCUGUGAUCUCUGAGGCUCUUGAUAAGCAUUUACAGGCCCUGGUCUGAGCCGAAGGGACUGUCUCGGUGUGUGAAAAUAUUGGGUUAUGUGCUUUGAGAUUUUUAAACAGUCAAGAAACUAAAUAUCCUAUAAAUACUGUUUGUAUUGUAACCUGCUUUCCCCCAGUAACUACGUUGUGAAUGUCUUUCCAUGUUAAUAAAUACGCUUCUACAAUAUA
This is a messenger RNA of Pteropus alecto (black flying fox), 4358 nucleotides long. RefSeq names its product basic helix-loop-helix family member b9 (gene GPRASP3). The record is from RefSeq and is a predicted model, not a curated record. The transcript is spliced from 5 exons. Lineage: Eukaryota; Metazoa; Chordata; Mammalia; Chiroptera; Pteropodidae. The coding region runs from base 1064 to 2680 and encodes 538 amino acids.